CUCGGGCCUACACGGUGUGUCUAUCAUCAUCAAUUUCAUACCCAAACCGCGAAGAAUGCGGUGUAGAAAGUAAGAGCUUAAAAAAGUUGUCAUUCUGCAGAAGGCAAACGAGAAACAGAAGUGAUAAUUGGUGCUGAACCCGCUUCCUAGGUUUACCUUUUUUUCUUCUUUUUCUUUUUACUUGGCCCCUAUUCGUGGUGGGUAGCAAAAGAGUUUGAUCCACCAAAUGAAAUGAGUUCAAUUGUUAGAUUCUCCACAAUUCUGCUCUUCCUUCUAAGUCUUUCAAUUAUCGUCAAAGCACAGCAGCCUCGAGAGCCUCUUUAUUAUGUUUGUUCAAACACAACCGCUUUCACUCCAAAUAGCACGUAUCAGACCAAUCUGAAUAAGCUCUUAUCUUCUCUUUCCAACAACGCAAACAACUCUAUUGGCUUCUUCAACAUAUCUUCAGGGCAGCAACCUGACGAUGUCUAUGGCUCAUUUCUCUGCCGUGGCGAUGUUAGCACCGAUGUUUGCCAAGAUUGUGUCACUUUCGCUACUCAGGACAUCGUCAAACGUUGCCCUAUCGAAAAGGUAGCCAUAGUAUGGUACGAUGAGUGUCUCCUGCGUUACGAAAAUCAGUCCUUCAUCUCCACCAUGGACCAAACACCCGAGCUAUACAUGUGGAAUACGCAGAAUAUAAGUACAUCGGACCAAGUUCGUUUCAACGGUCUAUUGGCUUCCACUAUGAAUAAUUUAGCUACUGAGGCAUCAACUGCUGCAUCAGGAGAAAAAAAGUUUGCUGUGAAAGAAGACAGUUUUACCUCGUUUCAGAAGCUGUACAGUCUUGUGCAGUGCACACCUGAUCUAUCCACCUCAGACUGUGGGCAGUGUCUACAAACAGCCAUCUCAAAUUUGCCCAGUUGCUGUGGUGGAAAGCAAGGAGGAAGAGUCUUGUAUCCAAGUUGCAAUAUUCGUUAUGAAGUGUAUCUAUUUUUUAAUGCUACUGCACUUGAGCCGCCGCCUCCAGCACCGUCGCCUGUGGUUCCUCUGCCUCCUCCUCCUACAGGUUUAGGAGCAAAACCACAAAUAGAAGGAAAAAGAGGCAUAUCAACUGUUACAAUUAUAGCGAUUGUUGCUCCAAUUGCUGUCGCUACUGUGCUUUUCAGUCUGGGCUGCUGUUACCUAAGGAGAAGAAAGAAGUAUGAGGCUGUGCAAGAAGAUGAUGCUAGAAAUGAAAUUACAACUGCGGAGUCCUUGCAAAUUGAUCUGAAUACUAUAGAAGUUGCUACAAAUAAGUUCUCUGCUGAUAACAAGCUGGGUGAAGGUGGAUUUGGUGAGGUCUACAAGGGUACUCUUCCUAAUGGGCAAGAAAUAGCUGUAAAGAAGCUAUCAAGAAGCUCUGGGCAGGGUGCAGAAGAGUUUAAGAAUGAGGUUGCAUUGUUAGCCAAGCUUCAACACAGAAAUCUAGUGAGGCUGCUAGGAUUUUGCUUGGAGGGUGCAGAAAAAAUACUAGUCUAUGAAUUCGUUCCCAACAAAAGCCUCGACUACUUCCUUUUCGACCCUGAAAAGCAAGCACAAUUAGAUUGGUCAAGACGUUAUAAAAUUAUUGGAGGAAUUGCCCGAGGAAUUGUUUAUCUUCACGAGGACUCUCGACUAAGAAUCAUACAUCGUGAUCUCAAAGCUAGUAAUAUUCUUUUAGAUAGAAAUAUGAAUUCAAAAAUUUCAGAUUUUGGUAUGGCCAGAAUUUUUGGAGUUGAUCAAACUCAAGGAAAUACAAGUAGAAUUGUUGGAACAUAUGGAUAUAUGUCUCCAGAAUAUGCAAUGCAUGGCCAGUUCUCCGUCAAGUCUGAUAUGUACAGUUUUGGUAUCUUAGUUCUCGAAAUUAUAAGUGGAAAGAAAAACAGUUCUUUCUAUCAAAUAGAUGGCGUUGAUGAUCUUGUGAGCUAUGUAUGGAAACACUGGAGAGAUGGAACCCCUAUUGACGUGUUGGAUCCAGUUCUAAAAGAUUCAUAUUCAAGAAAUGAAGUGUUAAGAUGCAUCCAAAUAGGCUUACUAUGUGUUCAAGAAGAUCCAACUGACAGACCCACAAUGGCAACAGUAGCGCUUAUGCUCAAUAGUUUUUCUGUUACUCUACCGGUACCUCAACGACCAGCAUUCUUUCUGCACAGCAGAUCGGAACCAACCAUGCCAAUGAAGGGAUUGGAGUCCGAUAAGUCUACUACAAAGUCAAUCCAAUGGUCUGUUGAUGAAGAAUCAAUUACUGAAGUAUAUCCUCGAUAGAGAAUUUAAUAAAUUGUUCUUGAAGAUAUAUUAGAAAGAAUGGAUAUCUAAGUUUCGUCACUAGUGUUGGUUCAAUGCACAAUAAAGAAUAAGCUUACUCAUUGAUCAGACUUGGUGGCGCGUGUCUUUCCCUUGAAAUUUUACAGUCUAGGUAUUCUACUCAAAAGGGAAAAAAUGUGGUUACAUUAUGAUGUGAGAAUUUGUAUGAUUUGUUUUUAACUAAGCUGGAUAAACAGGGUAUUGCUACUGCAUGAACAAAUACCACAAUAAGUAGCACCAAAGAUAAAAAUGUAAGACCCAGUUUUUAAAAGUAUAAUAAAAGUUUCUGAGAGAUGAGCCA
This is a messenger RNA of Ricinus communis (castor bean), 2599 nucleotides long. Its product is annotated as cysteine-rich receptor-like protein kinase 10. NCBI's taxonomy places the organism in Eukaryota, Viridiplantae, Streptophyta, Magnoliopsida, Malpighiales, Euphorbiaceae. The record is from RefSeq and is a predicted model, not a curated record. The transcript has 7 exons. Gene Ontology annotation, molecular function: ATP binding; protein kinase activity. Bases 232 to 2259 code for a protein of 675 amino acids. Gene Ontology annotation, biological process: protein phosphorylation.